GGAACUUAGGGAGAAUAACUAAGUGGCAAUGGAAAAGAGAAGAAAACACCAGAGAAGGUGUCAACACCGGAAAAGGAGAGCCUGGAGUUGAAAGAAGAGGGGUGGCUCAACUACAAUCAACCAUGGCCAGUCUGCAGAGGCCCUCACUGCCCCUGUUGGCUUCUCUAGCCCUGACAUUUAUCCUAGCUGUGGGCCUUGUAACCAGUGCUAAGGCUGAGGAUGAGCAGGUGGCCGUAGGUAGGGUGGAGCCAGUUGACCUGAAGGAUGAAGAGGUGCAGAAAGCAGUGGAAUUUGCUGUCAAAACCUACAAUGAUAUGAUAAAUGACCUGUACAUUAGCAGGCCAAUAAAGGUGAUGGGCGCCAGUCAGCAGGUUGUGGCUGGGAAGAACUUCUACUUGAAAAUAAAAUUCGGUCGAACCACAUGUUCCAAAACCCAGUCUGAUUUGACUGACUGUCCCUUCUUUGAACAGCCAGAUCAGCAGCAGAGAGUAAUCUGCAAUUUCAAGAUCUACAGUGUGCCCUGGGAGAACAAGAUGUCCAUGACAAGCUUCAACUGUCACAGAGCCUGAGGAUCUAUGCCACAAUACACUGUGCUGACUUCUCCUUUCUCUAGCUUCUCCUUUAGUUCCCCUUUCCUUAGAUAGGGGUCCCAGCCCCAGAGGAUGUCUCUUCAGAAUGCUAGAAUCAAGAGAUCAGUAGAGAAGGAUGCUACAGAAAUACCCUGCACACCUAAAUGGCUAGUCCCUUGUUGAUUUCUUCUACUUGCUUUAUAAAUGCACAAAGCUGUAGCUUGCUGUUCACCUUUUUCUCAAUAAAAGACUACCAUCA
Molecule: messenger RNA, 828 nt
Organism: Mesocricetus auratus (golden hamster)
Lineage: Eukaryota; Metazoa; Chordata; Mammalia; Rodentia; Cricetidae
Product: cystatin 10-like
Exons: 4
Coding region: 123-569 (148 amino acids)
Molecular function (GO): cysteine-type endopeptidase inhibitor activity
Source: RefSeq, a predicted model, not a curated record